Messenger RNA from Rhagoletis pomonella (apple maggot), 376 nucleotides. RefSeq names its product carcinine transporter-like. NCBI's taxonomy places the organism in Eukaryota, Metazoa, Arthropoda, Insecta, Diptera, Tephritidae. Bases 38 to 376 code for a protein of 112 amino acids. The transcript has 3 exons. The record is from RefSeq and is a predicted model, not a curated record.
AAGCGUUUAUAAUUACACCUCUUUCAAUAACUUAGCAAUGGCUAAUUCUAACGAAAUAAUUACUGAUACUUGCACAAAUACCUUUUCAAGGAAUGAAACUGAAAAAACUGAUGAAUCUCUCGACUUUGACGAUUUAUUACCAAUAAUUGGAGAAUUUGGAAAGUAUCAAAAAUUAUUGGUUUUUGGAAUAUGUCUACCUGCCUGCAUACCUUGUGGAUUUUGUGCAUUUAAUCAAAUUUUUAUGGCUAAUGUCCCGGAUGACUACUGGUGUAAUGUUCCGGAACUACUUCAAAUUUCUGUGGAGAAGCGUAAGCUUUUAGCAAUCCCUAAGAACGUGAAUAAUCAUCAUUCAAAAAAAUCAAAAGCUAUACCCUAA